Anoplopoma fimbria (sablefish) is the source of this 1371-nucleotide messenger RNA. It is a transcript of the gene scnm1, whose product is annotated as sodium channel modifier 1. Lineage: Eukaryota; Metazoa; Chordata; Actinopteri; Perciformes; Anoplopomatidae. The transcript has 8 exons. Bases 88 to 879 code for a protein of 263 amino acids. The record is from RefSeq and is a predicted model, not a curated record. Gene Ontology annotation, biological process: RNA splicing. Gene Ontology annotation, cellular component: nucleus.
AGCAGCAGAAGAAGAAGAAGAAGAAAACAGCCAGCUAUGCUAACGUGUUUAAGACACAUUUUUACAGAUUUUCCUCCAUAAUAAAUAAUGUCUUUUAAACGUGAAGGCGAUGAUAAGAGUCAGUUGAACAUACUUAAGAGACGUCGUGUAGCAGAUCUGCUGUCUAGUUUCAUUCCAGAGGAUGAAGCAGCUCUUCUCAACAACGGAAGAUACACUUGCCUUGUGUGCUCCUACCGGCCUGUGUUUGAUACUGUCGACACGCUGACGGCCCACAGGAACGGGAAAAGGCAUCUGGAGGGAUUAAAAUCAUUCUACGGCAAGAAAGCACGACUGAAGAAUGAACGGACAAAAAGGCACCAUGAAAACUACGUCAAGGCAGAAGACACGAGGCAGGAACCCUCCUCUUCAGCCCCUUUACUGGAACAAACACGGAAGCUUACACAUCAUGCUCUAUUGAAGACUGUACCAUACAACAGCUGCCAUACAAAAACCAGCACGAAAUCUGAAAAGGUGCCGCCGAGCAUCGACUCCGAUCCCAGCAGCAUCUCUUCCAGCAAAACGACAACCCAACAAGAAAAAGCAUGUCGGGAAUCUGAAGUUACAAACAGUUUAUCACAAAGUACUUCUAGUGGCUCCACAGCAGCCGAUGAAGUGUCACAUCCAUCAGAAGACAUAAAAGGAGCUGAGGGAGCAGUGACACAGGAGGCGGAGCCUAUAACCGCCCAGAGGAGGAGAGAGCUGGAGCACUAUCUCAAACUGAAAAGUGACGGCUGGCUGAAGGACCGGAGCGGCCAGUGGGUGAGAGACGAGAAUGUGGAGUUUGAUUCGGACGAGGAGGAGGAGCCUACUACGCUCGCCCCGCUACCUGAGAGUCACUGAGAAAGAGCUAAGAACUGUGGGAAAACACAGAUGAACUCGUACCACAGUGGUGCAUUCAGAGGCCACAGUGCUGUUUGAAACAGUGCCGCGUGCAAAGACUUCUCUUAUAAAUAUAAUCAUCAACCUUUUAUUGGAUUCCAGGUUUUUUUCUGUGCUGAUAAAUGUAAUUUUCACACAGUCAGCUUAUUUUGUAAAUCAUAAUUUACGAUUUACAGAAUCAGAACCAACAGUAAGGAAAAAUGUCCCUCUAAUUGCUGACAGUGUUACUGUUUUUGUUACUACUUUGUAAAGCACUGUUUUACUUGCUUUGGCCAUCAUUUUAUUUAUCAUAACCCUGUAUUCACCAAAGUAGUUGGAGAAAUUGCUACAUCUGAGUCUGACUAGGCAAAAUAAAAAUAAACCAAAAGCUCAUUCAGAUAAUCUAAACCACUUAAUCUGGAGCAAAAACUGAAACUACGGCAAGUACCCUAUUAAAGUCUGUUCCAACACCCA